Colletotrichum higginsianum IMI 349063 is the source of this 3891-nucleotide messenger RNA. Its product is annotated as SacI domain and endonuclease exonuclease phosphatase. NCBI's taxonomy places the organism in Eukaryota, Fungi, Ascomycota, Sordariomycetes, Glomerellales, Glomerellaceae. Gene Ontology annotation, cellular component: cytoplasm; membrane. The coding region runs from base 1 to 3891 and encodes 1296 amino acids. Gene Ontology annotation, molecular function: phosphatidylinositol-3,5-bisphosphate 5-phosphatase activity; phosphatidylinositol-4,5-bisphosphate 5-phosphatase activity. Gene Ontology annotation, biological process: phosphatidylinositol dephosphorylation. The record is from RefSeq and is a predicted model, not a curated record. The transcript has 6 exons.
AUGGACUACGCCAACUCCGGAUCAUGGCCCUCCCAGGUGCCGGCACCAGAGAAGUCUAGCCGACUCUACAUUCGCGACUACCCCCACCGAUCUAUUGCUCUCGUCUCGUCGUCGCACGCCCUCAUCUUCCGAUACAGCUCCGCCAGUACCGGCACAAACGGCUCCCUUACCUCAAUCGCAUCUACCCGAUCACGACCAAACGGCGAUGGUAACGCGUCGAAAUGCAUGGUCGAAUUCACCCAGGUCACCAAGAAGACGCUGGCCGACUACCGAUCUCUGACCCCGCGGCCGAUUUUUGGAACAUUGGGUCUUAUAUCCGUCGAAGGCGACGUGUUCCUUUCCGUCGUGACACAUGCCACUAGAGUUGCCACCCUUAGACCGGGGGAAACUGUGGAACGGAUCGCGAGUGUUGCUUUCUUCUGUCUCAACAGCAGCGAGUGGGAUGAUGUCGUUUCUCUGGAUCCCUUGGAUUCCGAGGCGUCAGACGCCAAUUCGGUCUACGGUCAGAACCUCAGAGGGCGGGAUGUUCAAGUGGAACACCCGUGUACAGAUCUGCGCAAGCUUCUGGGCAACGGCACGUUCUACUACAGUACCGACUUCGAUUUGACGAACAGGUUGCAGGACAGAACGGUGAACUCGUACACGUUCGACAUCGACAACUUCGACGACUCCUUUCUGUGGAACUCGUACAUGAUCAGUCCGCUGGUUCAGUUCAGAUCCCGACUGCUGCCCCAGGAGCGCGAGGCUUUGGACUCAUCAAGGUUUCUGACUUCCGCCAUCCGUGGCUUUUGUCGAACAAUGGCGAUUCCCCAAACAAGCGCUCCUUUGAAGACUCGAUCGACCGGGUUGCCUUCGUACCUCACAGUUGUAUCGCGACUUUCUUGUCGUAGAGCUGGAACGCGUUUCAACUCCAGAGGCAUUGACGACGACGGCAACGUCGCCAACUUUGUAGAGACAGAGACCAUCUACUGGAGCCCUGGCGGCACUCUUUUCUCGUACGCUCAAGUCAGAGGCUCAGUUCCGCUCUUUUGGGAGCAGACGGCGGAGCUCAUCCCUGGCAAGCAGAACAUCACCGUCAUCAGAUCGCCUGAAGGGGCACAGCCUGCCUUCAACAGGCACUUUGCAGAUCUAGAGCGGGCCUAUGGCGCUGUACAUGUGGUCAACCUGUUGAGUGAGGGCAAGCCUGGCGAAGCACAGCUCAGUCAGCUGUACCAUCUAGGGGUGGAGCAUUGCCCCCUGAGCCAGGUCGGCGAGGAAGAAUCGCAAGAUCACGCGCUGCUGAGAGAAACUCACUACGACUUCCAUGCCGAGACAAAAGGCCCAGGAGGAUAUGAAGCGGCACGUCAAAUUCGCAGAUACAUCGAAAAUUCGAUAGACGGGUUCGCCUACUACUUGGCUGAAGAGUCCGAGGACGGGGCUGCUGACAGCGAUCACCAUGGUUCCAACCGGAUGGUCGUAGUUCUCCAACAAGAAGGUGUAUUCCGGACGAACUGUCUCGAUUGUUUGGACAGGACGAACUUGAUCCAGACUCUCAUAUCGCAGAUGGCCACAGAGGCAUUCCUGGGCCACCGCGGCGAAUAUGCCACGUCGGACUUUUGGAUGAGACACUCGACCCUCUGGGCGGACAAUGGCGAUGCCCUGUCAAAGAUUUACGCCGGAACAGGUGCGCUUAAAUCCUCCUUCACACGUUCUGGAAAGAUGUCGCUGGCUGGUGCCGUUGCGGAUAUGCGCAAGUCGGUGCAGCGUCUCUACCACAACAACUUCACGGAUGCGGCUCGACAAACAACGAUUGACCGCCUUCUUGGGCGCCUUGUCAACCAGAUGCCCGUCAUCCUCUUCGAUCCUAUUAGCGACUAUGUUUCUGGCGAGCUCGCCAAGAGGAGUGCCGAAUUCUCUUCGGUGCAGGACAUCACCAUGUUGGUUGGCACAUUCAACCUGAAUGGCCGCACCGAGGGUGUUGACAGCGACCUUGCUCCAUGGCUCGCCCCAGAAGAACUCGGCAACGUCCUACCUGAAAUCGUGGCGGUGGGAUUCCAGGAGAUUGUCGAGUUGAGCCCGCAGCAGAUCAUGAACAGCGAUCCUUCCAGGAAACAGUUGUGGGAGGCCGCAGUGAGACGAUGCCUCAACAAACGUGCCAAGGCACUUGGUGGCGAGAGAUAUGUGCUGCUCCGGAGUGGACAGCUUGUUGGCGCUGCGCUGUGCAUUUUUAUCAAGGCUUCGGCCCUGGCCAACAUUAAGAAUGUGGAAGGUAGCGUCAAGAAAACUGGGCUGUCGGGGAUGGCGGGCAACAAGGGCGCGGUUGCGAUACGAUUUGAUUAUGCGAAUACCCACAUCUGCUUUGUGACGGCCCAUUUGGCUGCUGGAUUUUCGAAUUAUGACGAGCGGAACCGGGACUACGCGACAAUUCACCACGGGCUUCGUUUCCAACGGAACCGUGGCAUCGACGAUCAUGAUGCUGUUGUGUGGCUGGGAGAUUUCAACUACCGAAUCGGCCUCGGCUCUGAAAUUGCCCGUGGCCUGAUCAAGAAGCGAGACUUAGAGACGCUUUACGAGAACGACCAGCUGAACCUACAGAUGAUUGCGGGUCUUGCGUUCCCAUUCUACUCUGAAGCUCGGAUCAACUUCUUGCCCACAUACAAGUUCGAUCUUGGUACGGACGAAUAUGACACAUCUGAAAAGGCACGUAUUCCCGCGUGGACCGACCGCAUUCUGCGCAAAGGAGCAAACUUGCGCCAACUAGCGUACAACUCAGCCCCGCUGAAGUUCUCGGAUCAUCGGCCGGUGUAUGCGAUCUUUCAGUAUAAUGUGAGCAUCGUUGACGAAGCCCACCGGGAUCGAAUCAGUAAAGAGCUCUACCAGCGGAGGAAAGCGGACCUUGGAGAUGUAGUUGCCAACCUGGACUCGGAGGAGACGGACGACGAGGACUUGAUUGGCUACGAAGCCAUCGAGCCAGGACUGCCCCCUGCGAGCUCUGACCGUCAAAAGUGGUGGUUGGAGAACAAACAGCAGGCGAGAGUUGACAUGAAGCAACCAAAAGCACCAGAUGGACACGCUGCAGUGUUGAACCCCGGAAGGCCACCAAACCCAUUUACACCAACAGGAGAGCCAGACUGGGUCAACGUGCCGAGGUCAAGGCUGUCGUCCUUUUCCAGCGUCUCGACAUCACCGUACGAGCAUGUCUACACCCCAAACGAUCUCUCAUCGUCAGCCUCCAAUAGGAUUGCGAGAAAGCUUCCGCCACCAUUUGAUCCGUCGGCCCUGUCAUCAAAGGUUGGCGGACUCAACAUCAAAGACGAGAAGUCAUCUAGGGGGGAAACACCACCGCCGCCGCCACCACCUAGAAGGCAGACAGGAGCCAGCGCGGCAGUUCAACAACCUCCGCUGAUCCCCUCCAAUCGAUCACAAAACCCAACCCCCCCGCGGCCUUCGUCUGCGAUUUCGCAGAUGUCGCAAUUGUCUUCACAGUCCAAAUCCAAGCCCGCGCCACCCGUUGCGAAGAAGCCAGCCCACCUGGCCACGUCACCGAUCCUGAGCAGCAACGGUACAAGUCAGUACAAGGAUGACCCGACUGAACGACCGCCACUGCCGUCUCGGGCGUCGACGGGCUUUACCAACCUCAGCGCGGGCUUGGAGAAAGGAAUGCAGAGAAAGCCUGUCGGUGCACCGGCCAAGCCACUCAAGCGGGCAGAUACCCUAAAUGUCGAACCUGGCAGACAGAGCCCGAUGGCCGGGGCAGUCGCAUUGCCGGGGAUGAGAGCUGGCGAGGCGCGGCCCAAACCCAAGAUCCCAGCCAAGAAGAAUGCGCCAGUAGAUUUACUAGACUCGCUGGAUGAUGAGGGGCCCAGCGACAUGGGAAGCUGGGAGACGUUGGUUCCCAGCACGCAGAGAUGA